AUGGCAACAGGCAGAAUAAACAAAAUGAGCCAGCAUUUGGGCUAUCGCAUCCGGGUAAUCACCGGUGACAAGAAGAGCAUUGUGGGGACUUACCUGGCUUAUGACAAGCACAUGAACUUAGUCCUUUCUGAUGCUGAUGAGUUUCGUGUGGUGAAACCGAAGACAAGCAAAACAGCUGCUCAGGAACAGAGGAGGCCACUUGGACUUGUUUUGCUUCGAGGGAACAACAUCGUAUCAAUUGCAGUGGAGGGUCCCCCACCUUCAGACCAAACAACAGCACGUGUUCCUAUGUCAGGUAGGGCCACUGAGUUCCACUUUGGUAUGGGACCAGGUCCAGGUCAGGCAAGGGCAGCAGGUCGAGGUGUGGGGCCUCCUCCACCCCAGCAAGCCCCAGCAGGGCUGCAGGGACCAGUAAGGGGGGUUGGAGGCCCCUCUUCCUCCAUGAUGACCCCUCAGAUCUCAGGAACUCCUCAGGGGUACCCUGGGGGAUAUGGUCGACCUUACUGACCUACCUCAUGUGAUUCUCAUCUUGUUGAGUGAAGCACAGUGCUUCAGUGUCAAUUGUUCAUGAUGGCUUUGCCAAAAAUGAUUUUGAACUGCUCCAAAGCUUUUAGUCACUGAUUUCAUUCAGAGGAGCACCUGAAUGAUGUCAUUUUCUGAAAGGUAAUGGUUUGCAUAAAUAGGGAUUGUUUUCUGAACUUCCAUUUGAUGGUAAUGCCGGGAAUUGAAUGGAUCAGCAGUCAUUAGUUUAUAGUGACACUUGCCCAUCUAUUGGUUAUGACAUGCAAUUUUUUAUUACCAGUAAUGGAAUGCUAAAAUGAUUUGAUGAGGCUGAGGUGUAUGUGAACAAAUUAAUGUUGUUUGGAGACAACAUUCCAUUCCUGUGCACAUGUUUAUUCUGUCCUCAUUUUGCCUCUUCUGUCUCAUUUCUUCAUUCAUUUGCUUGUUUCCUUGAAUUUGAAAUGAAUGUUUUUAAUAUCUCUUUCUGGAAUGCUUUUUGAGGCAUUCCAAAAGGAAAAGCCCGUCUUUGAAGAAAGCAAUCAUUCAUUGCAGAUGCAUAUUUCUGGUAUGGUCCUUCCAGGGCUGAAACAAUGUUAUGGUAGACUGUACCUAUAUUGUCAUGCCUUUCCAAAAUUCUUUGCGAUUGAACUUAAGAAGGAAUCUCAUGAGUGGCCUGGCAAGCAUUAACAGAGAUAUCCUUUGAUUUGGUUAAAAAGUCAGUACCUAAUCAGCAGAGAAUAUUUCUUCCAUUCAUCUUUAUCUUCUGUUGCAUUCAAUUUCCAGUGAAUUUUUUUGUGCUCCCUGAAAGAAAUGACUGAGUUACUUUGCCUCUGUUGAAAGAAGGGCAGCUGAGGUCAUCACAAAGUAUGUUCACCCAUCUGUUGGUGAAUAAUGGUCAUAUGACAUGGACGAGUAAACAUUUUUUUGGGUUGUCUUUCUAAA
This is a messenger RNA of Darwinula stevensoni, 1443 nucleotides long. The record is from the annotation of a GenBank genome assembly. NCBI's taxonomy places the organism in Eukaryota, Metazoa, Arthropoda, Ostracoda, Podocopida, Darwinulidae.